AUGGAACCCCAGGACGUCUACUACAGCAAAGCGGAGUACGUGGAAACGGUAGGCAAUGCGAAACUCGAAAGUUUCCGGAUAAUAGGAACUUUUGCGUAAAAAGUUACACGUACGACCUAACCUCUUUCUCCGUGCGUUGUAAUCACGUAAUCCUGUUUCAGGCUAGCGGGAACAAGGUGAGCAGGCACACGGUUCUCUGCGGCUCGCAGAACAUCGUGUUACACGGAAAAGUGAUCGUGCAGUCGGACGCGAUCAUCAGGGGUGAUCUCGCAAACGUUCGGACCGGACGUUACUGCAUCAUCAGUAAGAACGCCAUCAUACGGCCACCGUUUAAAAAGUUCAGCCGAGGCGUUGCCUUCUUUCCUUUGACGAUGGGAGACCACGUGUUCGUCGGUGAACGGGCGGUGAUCAACGCGGCGAUCGUCGGCUCUUACAUAUACAUAGGGAAAAAUGCUGUGAUCGUACGUACGCGCUUUACAAGCUUUAUUAUAUACCCGCUGCUAGUUGACAAGGUAAAAAUCGUGGUUGUUCAACUACCGCAGGGAAGGAGGUGCGUGCUGAAGGACUGCUGCUACAUCGAGGAUGGGGCGGUUGUUCCACCGGAGACGGUGAUCCCCUCGUUCACACGUUUCGCCGGCAAUCCUGCCAAGUGCGUCGAAGAUCUACCCGAGUGCACACUCGACCUCAUGCUGGAAUUCACCAAAAAUUACUAUCAACACUUUCUACCGUCGGCGGGAGUUUUGAUGGAGUCGGUGGUCGAUUGGAGCAGAGCGACGAUGUUGGCCGUGUAAGAAGCGUACAAGUUGAGGGCAGCGAUCAGCAGCAUCAGAGUGACGAUUCGGGAGGGAACGCGAUACGGUUCGUAGGAGUAUCCUGCGAAAUUCAUCGCGGACGAUUCGAUUCUACUCGACUCGAUUCGAAUUUUCUCGCUCACCCUGUUGCGCGAUGGCUCCCAACACCACCAUAAAGUUAUCGCUGAGCGUUUGCUCGCUCUGAUGGAACUGCUGCCAGUAUUCGGCGCUGUUGGCCGACGCGCCUCGACGGUACUCCCACUUGGCCGAGACGGAGAGCAACGCGAGCACCAGCAGGAGAAACACGCCGAUCGCUAUCCAGACGGACCGUUGAAACGGCAGCGUGAAGAUGUUGCUGACGGUGGACAGCAGAGGUUGACGAAAGAUGAAGCACGCGCUGACGCAGAUUCCAAGCGUUUCAGUUCCCUCGUCCGUCAGUUUUCUUAUCUUUCUAGACUUGCCGAACUUACGUGGUGCGCGUGUAAAGUUGUAUAUAGUCCACUACCCCGAUACGCUGUGGAAUAAAGAACGUCCCGGUGCCUCCUAUGUCGAUCUCACGACGUUGCAACAUCCCCGUCAUGCCGUUCCACGUCCCGUUCUUGUCCCGGUAUCCCCAGCUGUCCGUCACGCGGAACUCGAUGCUAAACGAGGCGAGGAGAGAAGACCAUGAACCGUGAAACGAUUUAAAUACAGACUCUGGCAGGUAAUUUCGUCUUUUGCUCCAGCUCGUGCAUCUUCGAUGCAUUCAUUUCAGUAAUUCUACGUUUUACUUGGGCUGGAUGUGACAAAAUUAUUUACUCGAUCCAUAAUCCGUUGGUGUGAAAAAAAUGAAAGAGGAUGAUUUUGAGAAUUGAAGGUAACUUUUAAUUUUAUAAAUGAAUAUUAUAUUAUAUUUUGUCUUUUUUUACAUUACAUGAAAGAGAAGAUGAAGACGAGUUCAACGAUAUACCAUUCAAUGACCUUCACACCUUACACAAUAUCCAGAACGAAAUGGUUAUUGCGGAUGUGCCUGCCGUAGUGUUCCGUAUUUAUAUACUAUAUCUGUACUGUACAAAUGUACGCCACACUCUUGGUGGCUUUCACUGUUUGCACUUGUGAUCCCGAUACUGAUACACUUUUUGUUUCAAAUCAUUUACACUGAAAGACUAUCGUAAAUGAUUCGUGUGUUUGUAACAUGGCAAUUGCUAUUGUGUCGAAACACUGCUCGCACUCGGAACCGACUGAGAUUUAUGAUGGUAGAUAAUGAUCUAUACUUGAGGUAUGCAAAAAAAAAAUGUGUAAAAAUUUCUAAUCUCGAGCACGUCCGUGUCAUAAAUAAUAGUUUUGUACGUUUUGUACAGUCUAAGUAGGUAAUAAUACAGGCCUCGUGAUAUCACAAGCAUAAAAGUGUAAAAUAUGAAAUAUUAUACGUCAGAGACAGUGCCAUUACCGUUGGCCUUCGCAAAUAGUUUUGUAUGUUUUGCACGCUCUAAUAGCAAGUAACGAUACAAAUCUCUACAUGAAACACGGAAAUAUUUCUUCCCGAUCCUCUGUAAGUAUGAAGAUAGUAUGAAGUAUUGAACGAUACAUCCGGUUGAAUUCGCCCUCAUGUAACGUAAACAACAAAAUA
Molecule: messenger RNA, 2400 nt
Organism: Heterotrigona itama
Lineage: Eukaryota; Metazoa; Arthropoda; Insecta; Hymenoptera; Apidae
Source: the annotation of a GenBank genome assembly